AUGUGCUGCGAUGCAGAGUGGAAACGGGAGGUGGUGCAGGAUCACAAGUGGGACUUCAUCAACGUCAACGAGUUCCGCAAGACCGACUUCCUCACACGGUUCAAAUAUGUUUGGCGAUACAUCCUUCUGUUCAAGUCUCUGGCGGUCUACGGCUUGGAUAUCUUCACUGCUGUUACCAUGAUCUCGUCCGAUCGCUGGAAUAACGCAAUCACAGCCAAGGGCUCAGAAGGCGUGGUAGAGGUCAAAUUUAUCAUCGCUAAAUGGGUCUUCGUCGGCUGCAUCAUCUUCUCCUUCUUGCUGCUCGGAUACGAGUGGUACAAGGCAAGACAGGUCGUCAAAUCGCAGGAUAUAUCUUAUGCGUUUACCAAUUUGCUCGCCAACGACUACUUUUCGUUCAAGAACUACGACAACUUCUGCUUGUUCUGCCACAUCGAGGGAUCAACGAAGAAGAAGGACGACUUUGCCUUCUUCAUCUUCUUUACCUUCAAGGAAUGGAAGCGUCUGCUCCUCGCCGACGGUCCUCGUCAGUCGAUCAAUGGGCUCAUGCUCUACUCUUUCGGCCAGGCAAACGGAUGGCAGACCUCCAAUAUCCCCGCAUACUGGAACGAAGACCCCAUCACCGCGAUGCUGCUCUUCUCGAUGAUUGCCACAGUAUUGAUCUUCGCGGGAUCCAUGCUGCUCUUGAUUGCGGCGGCGGUGCUGUAUGUGCCGUUGCUGUGCUAUAUCCAGGGCAACCUCAAGGAAUAUGUCUGUCACAAAGUCGACAAGCGACUCUCGGAACUCGUCAAAAAGAAGCAGAGGCUCCGAGCUCAGCGCGCUGCAGCUCUCGAGAAGAAGCUUGCUCGCGAUGGCGGUCUGCGCAACUCGAAAGGCGAAUUCGUCAAUGUGGUCAUGCAGCCCACGUUGCCGAAGAUCAUGCUGGACGACGAGGAUAUGCGGGAGACCAAGACGGGGAUGGCUCGAAGCAAGAGUGCGGACACAUUGGCCAGCUACCCAUCCAGUACUCCCGGUGUGAAUGAGGUCUACGGCGGAUACCCUCCUUCACUGGACUACCAUCAGAGCCCGUACGGUAAUGAUGUCGGUUUCAGCAGUACCACCCGCCUGAUCGACCAUUCCGGACCCAUGGGGAUCUCAUACCCUCCUCCAGUCGCCACUCCGCCAGACGCAGCACCCUCCUUCCCUCCCCGCGGAUCCAGUCCUGCCCCUCCCCCAGGCAUGCGUCCAUCUCGGUCCAACACCCAAAUG
Dioszegia hungarica is the source of this 1245-nucleotide messenger RNA. RefSeq names its product putative vacuole protein. Gene Ontology annotation, molecular function: potassium ion transmembrane transporter activity. Gene Ontology annotation, cellular component: plasma membrane. The record is from RefSeq and is a predicted model, not a curated record. The transcript is spliced from 9 exons. NCBI's taxonomy places the organism in Eukaryota, Fungi, Basidiomycota, Tremellomycetes, Tremellales, Bulleribasidiaceae. Gene Ontology annotation, biological process: potassium ion transmembrane transport. The annotation marks the transcript as partial.